This is a messenger RNA of Lipotes vexillifer (Yangtze River dolphin), 1254 nucleotides long. Its product is annotated as zinc finger protein 684. The record is from RefSeq and is a predicted model, not a curated record. NCBI's taxonomy places the organism in Eukaryota, Metazoa, Chordata, Mammalia, Artiodactyla, Lipotidae. Gene Ontology annotation, biological process: negative regulation of transcription by RNA polymerase II; regulation of cytokine production; regulation of immune system process. Gene Ontology annotation, cellular component: nucleoplasm. The transcript has 5 exons. The coding region runs from base 1 to 1254 and encodes 417 amino acids. Gene Ontology annotation, molecular function: DNA-binding transcription repressor activity, RNA polymerase II-specific; RNA polymerase II cis-regulatory region sequence-specific DNA binding.
AUGAAUGUACUGUUACAGGGAUCAGUGACAUUCCAGGAUGUGGCCGUGGACUUCACCCUGGAGGAGUGGCAGCUGCUGGGAUGUGCUCAGAGGAAGCUGUAUUGGGAUGUGAUGCUGGAGAACUUUAGAAACCUCAUCUCAGUGGGGUGUCCAGUCACCAAAACAAAAGUGAUCUUCAAGGUGGAGCAAGGACAAGAGCCAUGGAUGGUGGAGGGAGAGAACCCACGUUGGCGCUCUCCAGAAGUUAUCUGCUUACUUGAUGAUGAGCUAGAGGGACAGGAAGGAGAAGGAAGCAAAGACAGUUUUCUGAACCAAGGUAUGUUCACCUUCAAGAAAACACUGACCAACGAGACAGUCCAAAAUUGUAAUCUGAAUAUAAAUUUUAUUUUUUCAAGACAAAAACCACAUAAAUGUGAAUCAAAUGGAAAGUGUUUGCAACCUAACUUAUACUUUCUUAGUUAUAAUAAAAGUUAUAUCAGAGAAAACUCUUAUGAGUGCAGUGAAUGUGGGAAAGCCUUCCAAAAGAAGUCUCGUCUCAUUAGACAUGAAAAAAAGCAUACAAGGAAAAAAAAAACCUUUGAAUGCAGUGACUGUGGGAAAGCCUUUAACAGUAAGGGACACCUUGCAGCUCAUCAAAAAAUUCAUAGUGGAGAGAGACCCUUUGUGUGCAGUGAUUGUGGGAAAGCUUUUACGCAUAAAGCACAACUCGUGGUCCAUCAGAGACUCCACACUGGAGAGAAGCCUUAUGAAUGUGGUCAGUGUGGGAAAUCAUUCACCUGGAACUCCUCCUUUACUCAGCAUGUGAAAUCGCACACACCCGAGAACUCAUUUGAAUGUAAGGAGUGUGGGAAAAGCUUCAAGUACAGUUCAUCCCUUUAUAAACACUCCAGAAUCCAUACAGGCGAGAAACCAUACCGAUGCAGAGAAUGUGGCAAAGCCUUUGCAGACUCAUCAGUGUUGGUCAUGCAUCAGAGAAUUCAUACAGGCGAGAAACCCCAUGGGUGCACUGAAUGUGGCAAAGCCUUCAUCAAGAGAUCACAUCUCCUUAAACAUUCCCUUUCCCACACAGGAAGGAAACUUUAUGACUGUGCCGAGUGUGGCAAGAGCUUCAGUCAGAGCACAGACCUUCACAUCCACCAGAGAGUCCACACGAGAAAGAAACCUUUCGUGUGCAAUACGUUCGGCAAAGGCUUCAGUUAUAACACGAAUCUUCACGUGCAUCAAGAGUGUCCACACAGGAGAGAAACCUUUUAA